AUACCUCUCUCGACCUGUGCCCACCCAACCUCUAUUUCACGCUAUGGCUGGCGACCACGACGACGAUCUGACGGCUGAGCCCACCGAGGGCUUCAAGGUCGGCGAGAAGAAGACAAUUGACGAGUACCAGAAGCUAGACCAGAACGACGAGUCCCUCCGCAAGUGGAAAGAAUCGCUCGGCCUCGGCCAGGGCAAGGACAUCUCGGACCCCAACGACCCGCGCAAAUGCAUCAUCCUCUCGCUCGGCCUCGAGGUCGAGGGCCGCCCCGACAUAAUCAUCGACCUGAAGAGCCCUGGCGCCGUCGAGACUCUCAAGGACAAGCCGUUCACAAUUAAAGAAGGCGCGCAGUUCCGCAUGAAGGCUACCUUCAAGGUCCAGCAUGAGAUCCUGGCGGGGCUGAAGUACCUCCAGAAGGUCUCGAGGAUGGGUAUCAGCAACAAGAUGCAGGAGAUGAUGGGCUCAUACGGUCCGAGUACCGAGGAGAAGCCUUUCUACGAGAAGAAGUUCCAGUCCGACACCGCGCCUUCCGGUUUCGCCGCUCGAGGCCACUACAAGGCCGUCUCCAAGUUCGUCGACGACGACAACCAGACCCACCUGCAAUUCGAGUGGUCUUUCGACAUCAAGAAGGACUGGUAGGCCUCAUCAUGGAGUGGAGUCCGGUGAAUGGCGGUAUCUAAGCGGCAUGAUGAGCUGACAUGUUUGGUCACGUACGAGGAGGGCGGAAAUGCUCACCUUGAGAAUUUACGAGCUUGAUGGCGAAUGAUAUGAUAAUUUAAAAGAUGCUAGGCAGGAAGCCAAGGGGUUCCGAAUGGAUCAAACUCUCAGCGCCUGUUAUACUUUGCCUCGGGUUACGCUCUUUCGAGCUGAGUUCAUCCUGGCCCUUCCCCUUCUUGCAAUCCGUAGUGUCUCUGAAACCGAAACCACCGUCCCGCGAUUCUCUUCACUUUGACGGUGCGGCCAGCCCACGCUCGAUCACCGCUUCCAGAGCCAAAUCGCCGGGCGGAGACGUUUAGU
This is a messenger RNA of Trematosphaeria pertusa, 1015 nucleotides long. Its product is annotated as E set domain-containing protein. The record is from RefSeq and is a predicted model, not a curated record. The transcript has 4 exons. Gene Ontology annotation, biological process: Rho protein signal transduction. Gene Ontology annotation, cellular component: cytosol; membrane; cytoplasm. Lineage: Eukaryota; Fungi; Ascomycota; Dothideomycetes; Pleosporales; Trematosphaeriaceae. The coding region runs from base 44 to 637 and encodes 197 amino acids. Gene Ontology annotation, molecular function: protein binding; Rho GDP-dissociation inhibitor activity.